Anopheles coluzzii is the source of this 669-nucleotide messenger RNA. It is a transcript of the gene Det, whose product is annotated as baculoviral IAP repeat-containing protein 5. The transcript has 3 exons. Bases 199 to 624 code for a protein of 141 amino acids. Lineage: Eukaryota; Metazoa; Arthropoda; Insecta; Diptera; Culicidae. The record is from RefSeq and is a predicted model, not a curated record.
AAUUUCUUAAUUUAUGAAUCGUACCUUCAUUUAGCAACCUUGGUCAAUUUUAAAAGGCGAUCGCGUUCAAACGCCUGUUUCUGUCAAAGUGUUGUGAACGCUCCAGCAGGAAAACCGCCUAAUCGUUUCGCUAGCAAAAUCGGAAGCUUAUUUUGUUAAUAAUUUCAAUCGUUCUGCAAAUAAGUGUUAUCCGACGCUAUGGAAUCCACCCACAACAGUGCUAAAAUAUACUUACUUCAAGAGGAUCGCGAGAAAAGCUUCAAACAUUGGCCAUUUUCCGAUGAUAAACAAUGCAGCAUACAGAAGAUGGCUGAGGCCGGCUUCUAUUGGCACGGGACGGAGACAGAGAUAGACAUAGCGGCUUGCUUCGUGUGUGGCAAAGAGCUGGACGGUUGGGAAGAGUCGGACGAUCCGUGGAGCGAACACCGGAAGCAUGCACCACAGUGUCCGUUUGUGAAAUUUGGCCGCCCAGAGACGCAUUUAACGUGCGAUGAAUUUGUCACUAUUAUGAUGGCCACGGUGAAGACGCGAUAUGUCAACAACUACACCACCCUCAAGACCAACGGCAAGCUGCUGAUAGAGAAGAAGCGGAAGGAAAUGGAGAAACUGUUACGCACCAACUAGUAUUAAGCUGCAUAUUAGAGAAAUACAUCGAACCAUGUAAAACAA